Macaca mulatta (Rhesus monkey) is the source of this 2293-nucleotide messenger RNA. The record is from RefSeq and is a predicted model, not a curated record. Lineage: Eukaryota; Metazoa; Chordata; Mammalia; Primates; Cercopithecidae.
CUCCCGGCUCCAGCGAGCGAACGGCGAGCGGCGAGCAAGCGGCGCAGAGAGGCCCGGCCGCCCGCGGAGCCCGGAGCCCGGCGGCCGCCGCCGCGAUGUUUCCCCGGGAGAAGACGUGGAACAUCUCGUUCGCGGGCUGCGGCUUCCUCGGCGUCUACUACGUCGGCGUGGCCUCCUGCCUCCGCGAGCACGCGCCCUUCCUGGUGGCCAACGCCACGCACAUCUAUGGCGCCUCGGCCGGGGCGCUCACGGCCACGGCUCUGGUCACCGGGGUCUGCCUGGGUGAGGCUGGUGCCAAGUUCAUUGAGGUAUCUAAAGAGGCCCGGAAGCGGUUCCUGGGCCCCCUGCACCCCUCCUUCAACCUGGUAAAGAUCAUCCGCAGUUUCCUGCUGAAGGUUCUGCCAGCUGAUAGCCAUGAGCAUGCCAGUGGGCGCCUGGGCAUCUCCCUGACCCGCGUGUCGGACGGCGAGAAUGUCAUUAUAUCCCACUUCAACUCCAAGGACGAGCUCAUCCAGGCCAAUGUCUGCAGCGGUUUCAUCCCCGUGUACUGUGGGCUCAUCCCUCCCUCCCUCCAGGGGGUGCGCUAUGUGGAUGGUGGCAUUUCGGACAACCUGCCACUCUAUGAGCUUAAGAACACCAUCACAGUGUCCCCUUUCUCGGGCGAGAGUGACAUCUGUCCACAGGACAGCUCCACCAACAUCCACGAGCUGCGAGUCACCAACACCAGCAUCCAGUUCAACCUUCGCAACCUCUACCGCCUCUCCAAGGCCCUCUUCCCGCCUGAGCCCCUGGUGCUGCGAGAGAUGUGCAAGCAGGGCUACCGGGACGGCCUGCGCUUCCUGCAGCGGAACGGCCUUCUGAACCGACCCAACCCCUUGCUGGCGUUGCCCCCCGCCUGCCCCCACGGCCCAGAGGACGAGGACGAGGCCAUGGAGAGUGCCCAAGCGGUGGACCACUCACAGCUGCCCGGGGAAGAUCACAUCCUGGAGCACCUGCCCGUCCGACUCAAUGAGGGUGCGCACCUCGGGGACUGGAGGGGAGGCAGGAGGGGAAGAGAGAGGACGGUGAGCCGGGGAGGGAAAUCUAGGGGGUCCUGGGCUCCUCUGCCUCCACUGGCCGCUGACCUCCCGCCUACCUGCAGCCCUGCUGGAGGCCUGCGUGGAGCCCACAGACCUGCUGACCACCCUCUCCAACAUGCUGCCCGUGCGUCUGGCCACUGCAAUGAUGGUGCCCUACACGCUGCCGCUGGAGAGCGCUCUGUCCUUCACCAUCCGGUGUGGGGGCCGGGGGGUCGGGAGAGGGGCCCUGGGGACGGACUUUGGGAUCAUCCGCGAGUGAUGGUCACCAGGGAAGGUGGGGUGGGGUGGGCAGUACCGAGUCAGGGCACAGACAGGGCCCGGCGGGUGGGCAUGCGAGCCCCUGAACGCGCUGCUUGCCCUGUCCCCAGCUUGCUGGAGUGGCUGCCCGACGUUCCCGAGGACAUCCGGUGGAUGAAGGAGCAGACGGGCAGCAUCUGCCAGUACCUGGUGAUGCGCGCCAAGAGGAAGCUGGGCAGGCACCUGUCCUCCAGGCUGCCGGAGCAGGUGGAGCUGCGCCGCGUCCAGUCGUUGCCCUCCGUGCCGCUGUCCUGCGCCACCUACAGCGAGGCACUGCCCGGCUGGAUGCGCAACAACCUGUCGCUGGGGGACGCGCUGGCCAAGUGGGAGGAGUGCCAGCGCCAGCUGCUGCUCGGCCUCUUCUGCACCAACGUGGCCUUCCCGCCCGAAGCUCUGCGCAUGCGCGCAUCUGCCGGCCCUGCCCCCGCCGACCCCGCCCCCGCCGACCCAGACGACCUCGCGUCCCCGCAGCACCCGCCAGGCCUGCCCCCUUGCUGAGCGCCGCUGCUCUCGCGGCCCGGCUUGUGAUCGGGGCCCUGGGGCUGCCUGAGACCCCAACCCUCUCCAGGGAUCCUGCCUGAGAUGCCUGCUUUACCACUGCAGAGUGAGGAGAUGGGGGGAGUCACAGCUGCCAAGAGGGGCCUUUACCGUGGGCCCCUCGCCAGCCACUCACCAGCUGCACUGAGUGGGGAGGUUUCCACACCUCUCCCCUGGGCCGCUGAGGCCCCGCGUACCUGUGCCUUAAUAUUCCUUCCCCUGUGCUGCCUGGGCACCUCCCCCACCCCCUUACCCCCGAGAACUUUGCAGCUUUCCUUCCUGCCCCAUUUUUCAUGUCCUGCUGAAAAAUGUGUGUGAAGAAUUAUUUAUUUUCGCGAAAGCACAUGUAAUAAAUGCUGCAGCCCAGCCUCUGCCCACUU